AUGCCUUCCCAUGGCACUGCGACUCGUAUCCUACACCUCAUCAACGACGGCACAAAGUGGCUGGUCUCUGGGGCAGUAUUUGGCAUCCUCCUGUGGCGUCGCGACAGUGCAACCUGCUGGUGUGUGCUGGGCUCCGUUUGUGCCGCGGCCAGCUGCAAGGCUUUGAAGGUGCUGAUCAAUCAGUCCCGACCCAGCGGUGCACGUAAGAUCGAUCCUGGGAUGCCAUCCUCGCACGCGCAGAGUCUAGGAUUUCUCUCCAUUUCCUUCGCCUUGGAUCUCUCCUUUCCCUUCACCGCACCCCAGCUGCGCCUGGCGAACGGAGACGCCACGCCGUGGCGUUUCGUGGGCGCCGCAGCGUUGGUGCUGGGCGGCGUCUUCGGGACGUGGUUGAGGGUGACCUUGGGCGGCUCGGCUAGAGAUGCGGGUGACGGGACCAUUACGGGACCGCACGUGAAAGAAAUUUGGAAUCAUGGUGAAUGUAUGGGAAUCAUCAUGAAUCAUCUGGCAGAAAGUAAGUUUCAGGUCAGUGAAAUAUUGCAAUUUGCCCAGAUAUGA
Cladocopium goreaui is the source of this 555-nucleotide messenger RNA. Lineage: Eukaryota; Dinophyceae; Suessiales; Symbiodiniaceae. The record is from the annotation of a GenBank genome assembly.